Molecule: messenger RNA, 4794 nt
Organism: Cercopithifilaria johnstoni
Lineage: Eukaryota; Metazoa; Nematoda; Chromadorea; Rhabditida; Onchocercidae
Source: the annotation of a GenBank genome assembly
AUGGGACUGGAAGCAGUACCGUGUGUGCUUCGUAGUGCAGCCAACGGUGGUAAUAGUUCGUCUUAUUGUACUAUUGGCUUUCUUAUUCGACCAUCCACCUCAUCGACCAAUAAUACUACCGGUCAAACGGUUUCAAAUGCAACAGUUAGUACCACAGCUUCAGUAACGGUGCCAUCAGGUAGUGUUCCAAAAUCGUUGCAUGUAGUACCUGCAACUAUCCAAAAGCAGUCGGCUGCUAUUGCAACGUCUGCACCAAAACUGGUGGUUCCAAGCGUUCUACGAAUACAACCCACACCUUGUACCUCGGCACAUUUAGCGCCACCGGUUCUGCAACCGGUACACCAUCCGACACCUCCGAAACCACCGCCAUCUAUUCAACACCAUCAUCUUCAACCGCAGCAGCAACAGCAACCCCAGCAUUGUAGUACUGAUGGCUGGUUACAUGCGGCACCGCGCUCAAAUGUCAGUAGUGGUUCCUUCGAAUCACCUUCGCCUUCGCAGGUUGUACCACAAAUGAACCUAAAUGAAUCAUACGAUUGUCAAAUGCCGUGUACAAGCACCACGUCGUUUUUUCCACCCAUAUCUUCUAUAACGCAAAGCUUUUCAUCCGGCAAAUCCGACAUCGAUUUACUUCAGGACAUGACACAUGUUGAUUUUAAUCCCCCAAUUUUGCGUCAACAACAAUCACAGCAUUUAAUUGAUAAGACAGUAAUGAUAACUCCUAAUCAUUAUGCUCAGCAGCAUAAUAUGACACCUCCUCCACCACCACAGCAGCAUCACUAUCAUAAUACAGCCCCUCCAGUGAUGCAUAUCCAAGAUUCUUCGGUAUGUACACCCGUGCAAGCUAGUUACCAGGCACAUAUGCAGGUUGAUAUAAAUGGUGGAAUAUCAUCUUGUCACUAUCAAAGUAAUUACAACGUUGUGACAAACUGUUCCCCUAUAGCGGAUAGUGGGAUCCAAAGUAUCGCUGAUUCGCCACCAGCUGAUCCGUUCACUCCGCCGACACCGUACAUUCCUCCCCCUUCGAUGACUACGACGGUGAGUAAAAACAAAGUUCCACAAUCAACAGGCAAUUCGAUGAGCUAUUCCGACGAUUAUUCCGAUAUGCCGCAUCUGAUACCUUUUCAUCAAAUGGAAGCGGAAAGUGGUUCGCCGUUAACGGAAGAACCACCACCAUUUAUGACAAAAGCACCACUACCCGACAGCGUUGUUCUCAAAACUGCUGAAGUGGAGGAUACAUUAAUGGAAGAUGAAGGAAAGAAUACUGAACAGAAUGGUGAAACUGUAGCUGUAUCUCAAGAAAAAACAAAGAAAGAAUCGGAUGAUAACAUUCCAAAAAUAGCAAUUACGCCAGCAAUGAAUGUCACGGAUUUGGUGGAACAACUAAUGUCACAUAUGGAUCCUCAACAGCGCAAACAAUUUGCUAGUGCCAUUCAGUCGAAAGUUGCUGUUGAUGACAUUACAGCAAUUGAUAGCAGUACUGUUGUUACUACUAUCACUACCACCACUACUACUACUGUUACAAGUACUCCUUAUGGUGGUGCUAGUAAUGUUGCAACCACAACUACCGAUAUUACUUCUGUUCCAAAUAUGACCACUACAACUGAUAAUGCUACGACUAUCCAUGACGAUAAAUUAAUGGAAUUGUUACCGAAAGAACCAGAACAUGAAGUUGCUGCGCAAACCGAAAUUAACGGGUCAAAAGCACGAUCAUGUGAGGGCCACGACGUUGAAAGUGAAAUUCCGGAACUCAGAAGCGAGGUUCCGGAAAGGAGACGAAGAACUCGUAAACGCAAAAUGGAAGUUUGUAGCGAGCCGGUUUCAGGGAAGCUAGCGCGGAAGAUGAAACGAAGGGAAGUACCGAAUGAUGUUGUCGUAGAAUGUUCAAAUGUUGAAUUGGAUUUAAGUGAAAAGAUAAAUGCAAAUAGCAUGAAAGGGCAAAUACCUUUAUCGCUCAGAAAUUUAGAAGCUGAAGUGCAAACAGAAGAAAGAAAAUGUAAGGAACGAAAGAAACAGGAGAGGAAGAAGUUUAUAGCUGAAAAGAAGUUUCCCACAGGAAAAUUAGAGAAGAAAAAGGUAACUUACGAGGAAAUUCCUGAAGGAUAUCAAGAAUUUGCUGGAGGUGUUGAUUCUGCGGAGCCGAAUGUUAGUUUAGAAUUUCCGGCUGAGAAUAUGGCGAAUCAAAUUAAAGAACUUCAUUUGGAUAUGAAGCGUAAAAUAAAUGAGAAACUAAAAAUCGUCAUUGAACAAAUCGGCAGACAAUUUGCCAAUCUGGAACUGAAUUUAGGUGAUCGGAGGCAUUGGGAUUUACCGUGGUAUCAUUUGAAUUGGAAGGAAGUUACUCGAAGGUUAAUUGAAAGAAAUCGACUCGAAAAAUCAAAAGAAAAAAACGGUUUAAAAACAUGCCGGAUUGGGGAGAGAAAGUUACAGAAAUUAAGAAAGAGUGAUUCUUUUGUUGCAAGUGUUACACCAUCAUCAUCAAAAAUGUGUGAAAAAAGUCGUCGUUCACUCGGUGAUUACAUUAAGUUGAAACAAAAUGUGAUCGUUGAUGCCUAUCCAAAAAUCGAACAGAUGCAAUGCUCUUGCUCUUCUGGAUGUUGCGGUGAAAGUGAUGAAUGCUUGAAUCGAGUUGUAUUGAUGGAAUGUGGUAGUAGCUGUCCACGAAAUGCUCUUUGUACUAAUAAACGGUUGUUUCGGCGUGAGUGUGUUGAACGUUUGCGAACUUUCCAAACGAUGAAUGGUUGUGGUAUUGGUGUGAAAACGGAUGUUAAUAUUGAUAAAGGACAAUUCAUAUGUGAAUAUAUCGGUGAGGUUGUUUCAAUGGAAACAUUUAAUACUCGAAGUCGUACUGAUUACUGUUAUCAACGAAAUCAUUAUGCAUUGAACCUCUGUCCAGGUUUUGUCGUUGAUGCGUAUCGUAAAGGAAAUAUUGCACGAUUCAUCAAUCAUUCCUGUGCUCCAAACUGUGAGAUGCAGCGUUGGUCUGUUAACGGUUACUAUCGAAUUGGCUUGUUUUCUCUACGUAGAAUUCAUGAGGGUGAAGAGCUUACAUAUGAUUAUAACUGGGAUGCAUUUGAAUUUGAUGAUGUAACGAUAUGCUGUUGUGGCGCUCCGAAUUGUCGGCAUUUCCUUAAUAAAAAUGUUAUUAUGAAUAAUCGGGAGAAGGAACUAGCACGUAACACGCGUUUGCUUUUGCUGCGAAAUGUACAAAAAUCGGCAGCAUGUAAAUUAAAGAAAUUUAGAAAAGGAUCUCGAUCUCGAAGCAGAACUUCAAAAACGUCUUUGACAAAUCCGUCAACGAUUAACGGCGAUGUACAUUUGGAACAGCUUUGUCAAGAAGUGGUCAUGAAGUUUAAUGAUUCUAAAGUAGCUUCUAAAAAGCAGCUCAAAAAAUUGUCAAACUUCGUUACUGAGCUUCUUGAGCAGCAUACUUCCACACAGACAGUCUUGGAAAUGCUGGAAUCCAUCGAACUGAAAGUUAACAGUUUGCUUAGUAAAUCUGGCAAACCUCUGGAUCGGCGAAAGUUGGAUGUUUGGCGCACAAGUUUUGCUUCGAUAAAAGCAAAACACUCGCGUCAAGCGAGAAAAUAUGGUAAAAGUGAUUAUCAGCAGCAUCAUCAGAGCCGAAGGAAAUCUAAAACUGGACCUCAUCGGACGUUGGCAGCGGCAAUUAAUUACAGAUACCUUGAUUCUCCUAUUCCGGUUGGCUCAUAUGAUCAGGACAGUUUUUCGUAUCUUAGCAUAGCUGACGCUAAUACGGAUUGUGUGCGUUGCAUAUGUGGUACUACGGAUGACGACGGACCUAUGAUACAAUGCGAAAAGUGCAAUUUUUGGCUUCACGAAGAAUGCGUUUUCGAUGAGAAACCAUCUGAUGAAAUUAAAGAUUUUGUUUGUAUCAUUUGUUUUCGAAAUGCUCAACGCACGUCGACGGCAUCAAUUCCGCUGCGUAUUCAACCCGACUAUAAUUUCAAGAACUGUACGUAUUAUCGGACAUUGGUAAAUAUACGGCAUUUGCAAGUGCGUCUCAGUGAAACGGUAUAUGUGCAAAAACUUGAAAACGAUAAUCAUAAAUUGAUACUACGGCGAUUGGUGGAAUGCACGAAACAAAGUGGUCCAGUGGCAGACGUAAUUCCUACUAAACUAGAAGAGAUCGAUAAAGAAUUUUAUCCAGUAUCAUUUCAUCGUAAGGAUGUUCGAUGCUUCCGUAUCGAACGUCUUUUCUCGUUCGAAGGGCAUAAAUUCGUUUUUGGCUUCUAUUACGCACGACCACAUGAAGUCUAUUGUGAACCGGGCAAAUUAUUCCACGAGAAAGAGCUUUUUGCGACCAGCAUGUAUGAUACACUUCCACUUGAUGCUGUUGUUGGACGUUGUCUGGCUUUGGAGUCAAGUAUUUAUUGUCUUGGAAGGCCGAAACUGCCUCAUUAUGAAGAAGCGGAUGUGUACUUUGUGGAAUAUCAAACAGGAAAAAAUUCGAAGUUCGAAAAAGUUCCUGCUAAAAACCAAUAUUACAUUAAUACCGAUCCGCUCAUUUUUUCACGUUUCAAACAGAAAUUGACCAUUUCUAGAACAUUUACGCCUUUUGUAAUGGAACAGAAUAUGAAGAACUUUUUCCGUUCUAAUUCAAUAGAGCAUGACAACUGCAUAAUCGAAAGAAGACGACAACAAGCAGCUAAUUUAGAAAUAGUUCUGCAAAAUUUGCCGAUAAUGGGCAAAAGAAGAGAACCACUUAAAGCUAUAAGCUGUUCAUCUGAUAAAUUAUCAAAGCAGAGGCGACUACGCCAAUUCCGUCACUGA